This is a messenger RNA of Trichomycterus rosablanca, 2025 nucleotides long. RefSeq names its product MORC family CW-type zinc finger protein 3-like. Gene Ontology annotation, molecular function: zinc ion binding; ATP hydrolysis activity. Gene Ontology annotation, cellular component: nucleus; PML body. Bases 1 to 2025 code for a protein of 674 amino acids. The record is from RefSeq and is a predicted model, not a curated record. The transcript has 16 exons. NCBI's taxonomy places the organism in Eukaryota, Metazoa, Chordata, Actinopteri, Siluriformes, Trichomycteridae.
AUGGCAGCACCAACAGAUAGAGGAAUACCCUUGAGCAAAAUUAGCCCAAAAUUUCUCGAUUCAAACUCCACUAGCCACAAAUGGCCUUUCAGUGCUAUUGCAGAAUUGAUUGACAAUGCUUAUGACCCAGAUGUCAAAGCCAAGCAGCUGUGGAUCGAUAAAUCAUUGGUCAAAGGACAGAACUGCCUCAUUUUCAUGGAUAAUGGUGCAGGCAUGGACUAUGAAACAAUGCACAACAUGCUCAGUUUUGGUUUCAGCGAAAAGACGACAAUUAACGGCCAUGCUCCAGUGGGCCAGUAUGGUAAUGGAUUCAAGUCAGGCUCCAUGCGCUUGGGAAGGGAUGCUAUUGUGUUCUCCAAAAGAGCAGAUACCAUGUGUGUGGGGCUUCUCUCACAGAGCUACCUUGAGGAAAUGAGGGCUCAGAAUGUCAUAGUGCCGAUCAUCACAUUUACAUCUACUGGACAAACUUAUAUCCUUUACUAUGCUGAACAUGAGGCAAGUCUUCAGGAUAUCCUAGAAUACACUCUGUUUGGCAGAAAGGAGGAACUGCUGACUGAGCUCAGGGUCAUUGAUAAGCUGAGCCCCAAUUCAAGUGGAACUCGAAUAAUCAUCUGGAACCUCCGCAUCACAUGCUUAAAUCAACCAGAAUUUGACUUCAAUUCUGACAAUAAUGAUAUUAGGAUCCGUGAUGACUUGGAUGAGAACACUAUGGAUGAAAGCAAACAGCAAGAUCGUGACACGUUUGUGCCUGAGAGUGAAUAUUCACUGCGGGCUUACUGCAGUAUUCUAUACCAGAAACCUAGAAUGCAAAUUAUCAUUCGAGGAAAAAAGGUUCAAACUCAGUUUGUCUCCAAAAGUCUGGCACACACUGUCAAAGACAAAUACAAACCCACUUUUUUUAAAAAAGGUACAAUGAUCACCUUAGGCUACAACACAAAGAACAAAGAGCACUACGGCAUAAUGAUGUACCACAACAACCGCCUCAUCAAAGCCUACGAGCGUGUUGCUUGCCAGCGCAAGGUGGAAAACGCUGGAGUGGGAGUUAUUGGGGUGAUAGAGUGUAACUACCUAAAUCCAACUCACAACAAGCAGGACUUUGAAGACUCAGAGAAGUACAGGAAAACCAUGCAGAGUUUAAGUGAUAAGAUUGAGGAUUACUGGAAAGAAAUGCGUCAUAGAUUAAAGGAAGACUGUGCUGCACUUGUUGAAGAUAAUGUAAAGGAGCCAGAUCAAAACUGGGUUCAGUGUGAUGAGUGUCUAAAGUGGCGGAAGCUUCCAGAUGGAAUUAACACUAAGAAGCUCCCCGACAAGUGGUCCUGUCACAUGAAUACUGACCCCCAGUAUAGGAGCUGUGAUGUUGAAGAGGAUUCUGAGGCUGCAGAUGAUGCUGAACAACCCACAUAUCAGAAAACACACAAAAAGCAGGAAAGACAACAGAAGAUACAGAAUAAAUUGAAUAAAACAGAGAUCCCUUCACCCAGCACAUCUAUUACACAGACCAACUCUUCCUCCAAACCUACUACAAGUAAGAAGAGAACGCUUUCCCAGGACAAGAAAGAGAGUAAAACACCCAGAGUAGAAAAAAGUUGUGAAAGCAGCACACCUGAAAGUUUAACUACAUUAACAGCCUUGCCAGAAAUAAACUAUAGCAAUGAUGUGAUGGAACAUCCAGACAACUUAAAGAAGACAGAUAAAUUCAUAAGGGAGUUAAUUCAAAACAAAAAUGUUCAGAGCGCAGAGACAAAAGAAGACCAGGAUAGCAUGCAAACUCCACCACAUUUAAAUGAUGGGGUGGAUUGUCUGGUGACUAGUCUGCUAAACACAAAAGCAGAGCUAGAAAAAAAGGUGAAAAGUCUGAAAGAUGAGAAGCUUAUAUUGUUGACUCGCUGUGAAAACUUGGAGAAAGAGUUAGAAGAAAUGAAACAAGCAAAACUAAGUAAAGAAAAUAAAGAAAUGGAUAUAGACACAAAACUGAACACACACAAAGAUGAGACACAAAUAAAAAAAGAGAGUAAUGAUGACUAA